Molecule: messenger RNA, 2309 nt
Organism: Salvelinus fontinalis (brook trout)
Lineage: Eukaryota; Metazoa; Chordata; Actinopteri; Salmoniformes; Salmonidae
Exons: 2
Coding region: 1231-2268 (345 amino acids)
Molecular function (GO): zinc ion binding; nucleic acid binding
Source: RefSeq, a predicted model, not a curated record
AAUCUGCCGUUUGAGACGGGCGAAUGAACGUUUACGAAGAAUCCUGGAUUUGGUUUUCAAACCAGAGAUAAAGUUGCAUAGAUUAGCAGGGUUGCCAGGUGUAUCUACAUUUUCGAGACAAAUGACGAUUCAAAGCCCCCCCAAAAGGCCUGAACCUAGGCUAAUUUUAUUUCACACCCUAAUUAAACUUGCCAAAUGUUUUUCCAUCAAUGUAUGUCGAUCUAACUCGUAUGAUUAAGUCACUAGGGAGUAUGGUAUAUGGCCAGUAUACCAUGGCUAAGGGCUGUUAUUUCAUGACGCAACAAGGAGUGCUCGGAUACAGCCAUUGGCCAUAUACCAAAAAUCACAAAGGUGCAUUAUUGCUAUUAUAAACUGGUUACCAAUGUAAUUAGAACCGUAAAAAGUUUUUUUGUCAUACCUGUGGUAUAUGGUCUGAUUUUACUUUGGCUUUCAGCCAAGCAGCAUUCAGGGCUGAACCAGGUUUAUAAUUGUAAAUAAAACCCUUUUGCCCAUGUGCAUAACUAUAGAUAAAUCUGACAGGAGAGUUUGAGUGAGGAAAGUUGGACAGAGGAUCUCAGUCUGAGCAAGAAACACUUGGAUGAACAUAAACUAAUGUUAGGCUAUUUUCUUGCAAUUGUGCUCUUAUGUGCCAGAUGUUGAGACUAAAAACCAUUAUAAAUGGUAUCCUAUAGCCCCUGAUAGGUCAACAUCUAAUUUUAGAUGAUCUACAGUAGCCUAGACAAGAUGUAGGCCUGAUGUAAAUUGAAUGAUCUAGCAGCUUGCUUAGUUCAAAUAAACAGACUCAUUUAUUCCACAUGAAUAGCGAGGCGAUUUCGAGGUAAGAAGUGCUUGUGUUUCCCAAUAGCCUGCUGGAAUAGGCUACUGAGGAUGGGGUCAUAAUUUCAAUCUCUGAAUUAAAUAUUAAUAAUAUGUUGCUACCAUGCUGUGAUGUUGUCUUAGGUCUCUCUAUGUAGUGUUGUCAUAUAUAUAUAUAUAUAUAUAGUAACGACCCUGGGUUUAUAAGCGCGGAAAUCGACUCUGCCGCUUGAGCAUGCUUUUGCGGCACAGUCGAUAGCGCGCCGGACCUCGGGCUAGAAGGUCGAGGGUUCGAGACCUGCUCCCUGCCUGUUUCAUUACAUUGGUGUCAGAAGUAAAAACGUUGAUAAAAGUUAGCCAGCUAGCUAGCUGACUUCUGUGGCUAGCUACCGUAGGUGAGAACGGGGGUUGAAAAUGCUUCGAGGGAAUCCGAAAGUGAAGGUGGAGGUAGGGGACGAUUAUGGCCAAGGAGAUACGUGUGAAUGGACGUCGGAGGUUCUGGCUGAGGAGAUCGCCAGGGUGUCGGAGCGCAGAGGCCGCUUGAGGGAGGACGCUAGAGUGAUGGCGGCUGAAGCGAGGAUGAGCGCCUCGUCGACUGUGUUUCGCGCGGAUUCUGGUGGGCGGGCCGAAGUGGUCACGUCGACGCGGCGGGACGAGGAAUCUGGGGCUCAGGAUGUAAACAAACAUGGCGGCGCCCAGUUCCCGGCUGCGUCCGUAUCUGUUAAGACCCCGAAGUAUUCCGGUAAGGCGGAUUGGGAAGCUUUUCAUGCUCAGUUUGAACUGUUAGCUCAUUUUAGGGGGUGGUCGGAUGAAGAAAUAGCACUGCAGUUGGCUUUAUGCCUCACGGAUGAAGCUCUGUCCUGUUUGAUAUUGAUUAGCCCCGAGGACAGACAUGAUUAUGGCGCUUUAGUGGGAGCACUGAGGAGGCGCUAUGGACAGUGUGUACAGCCCGGGCUACUGCGCUCCGAACUGAGUAAUAGACGCAGGCAGCCAGGAGAGCCUCUACGGGUGUUAGCUAAUGACAUUGAGAGCCUCUCUCGGCGGGCAUAUGCUCACAUGCCCCCCUCCGUGCAGAGCGAGCUAGCACGGGACCAGUUCAUACAGGCGCUCUCUCCUACGGAGCUGCGCAUACAGACCCAGCUGGCUCAUCCUGAGUCAUUGCAGAUAGCCUUGGAGAUGGCUUUGGAGAGGGAGCUGGUGUGGGCUGGGGCUUUGGUGGGGGUGCAGGGAGACACACCCUCUGUGCAAGCUGGGGGGCAGAGCAGCCCGGAGCCGGAAAAGCCUGCAUGGGUGGCUGAAAUGACAGAACUCAUUCGUGCUGUGUCGCUACAGGCGGCACAAAACACACACCCUGGUCCCAGGGUCUGCUGGGGUUGUGGCCAGCCAGGCCAUCUGCGCCGUAAUUGCCCCAUGUCCCCCAGAGCUCAGGGAAACGGCUCGGGGUCCGCAUAGACCGGGUAGUGCGGACCCCUGGCUUCUAUCCCAACCACCAU